Asparagus officinalis (garden asparagus) is the source of this 1113-nucleotide messenger RNA. RefSeq lists its product as uncharacterized. NCBI's taxonomy places the organism in Eukaryota, Viridiplantae, Streptophyta, Magnoliopsida, Asparagales, Asparagaceae. The coding region runs from base 445 to 1113 and encodes 222 amino acids. The record is from RefSeq and is a predicted model, not a curated record. The transcript has 3 exons.
ACACAUUUUUCCUUUGAGGAUGAUCCAUUUAUAUUUCCAGAACAAGCAUUUCAAGUAUACUACUCGAAGUGCUUGAGGCAUUCGGGGUGGAGUGUUGUAUGUCGAUGGAGGCCCAGGGAUACUUACGAUGUCCCACAGUUCAUAGAUUCAGAGGUCGUCGAGGUCAACGAUGACGAAGAAUUUGAGCAGGGAGGGGUUGUAUGUCAAGAUAAAUCUCCUGAAUAUGAUAAAAUUUCAUGGGUUAGGAAUGAUUUGAAUAGUGAAAUACUUGUAGAUAUUCCUACAACUUCUAGGGAAUCUGUAGAACCUAACAUUUCUGUAAAGCGAAAAAGGUAACCUUUAUCAAAAGCAUGUUGUUUAAAAUUAUAUAUUCAACUUGAUAAAUAUGUCUAUUUCACAUAUAUCUUAUAUGAAAUGUAAAAUUCUUUAUAGGGCUUGACGAAUAUGUCUGGAGUUCCAUCACGGAGCAAAUCGCGUAGACUACUACAGCGCGGAGACCUGCAGCGUCAGGUGAGAGAGCGUAGGAGAGAACUUGAAUCUGCUGUAGAUACACAGCGCGAAGACCGGCAGCGUCAGGUGAGAGAGCCUAGGAGAGAACUUGAAUCUGCUCAUGUUGCUACCGCCAUACCUAGCAUUGGGGAGUCUACUCCAGUUAGAGAUAUAGACGCAAAUCAACAAACACCUACACAAGAAAAUGAUUUACAGACAACUCCCCCUUCACACUCCAUACCUUCUGGACAAUCGUCAGGUCAGUAUCUUCUUCAUUAUCUUUUGGUGAUUAAUGUGCUUUUUGCUAAGAAAUGCUUACAUAAUGCUUCUAUCUCUUACAUAAUUUUGAAAGACUUCUUUACAAGUUCACGUAAUAUUAGCAUCCCAAUUUUGUCAUGUAAUCAUCUUACCCACACAUGUGCACCGGUUAAAAAUUUUGUCAUGGGGCGAUACACUGCUGUGUAUCUGCAGCAGAUACACACUGCAGAUACACAGCAGUGUGUAUCUGCUGUGUAUCUGCAGAUACACUGCUGUGUAUCUGCAGCAGAUACACACUGCUGUGUAUCUGCAGCAGAUACAGUCACAUAUAUGCAAUUUGAUUUUAUUUCUGUAUCAUACCUUUAG